Ophidiomyces ophidiicola is the source of this 1647-nucleotide messenger RNA. RefSeq lists its product as uncharacterized. Gene Ontology annotation, cellular component: plasma membrane; NADPH oxidase complex. The record is from RefSeq and is a predicted model, not a curated record. The transcript is spliced from 4 exons. Bases 1 to 1647 code for a protein of 548 amino acids. Gene Ontology annotation, molecular function: superoxide-generating NAD(P)H oxidase activity. NCBI's taxonomy places the organism in Eukaryota, Fungi, Ascomycota, Eurotiomycetes, Onygenales, Onygenaceae. Gene Ontology annotation, biological process: defense response; superoxide anion generation.
AUGGAGCAUUCAACGUGGCGCCGGCACUUCGGUGGCUCGAAGCUCCUCUUCUACUUUCUUUUCUACGGUUUGCACAUUGGCAUUUUCAUUUUUGGAUGGUACAAGCAGGCCGCGGAUAUCCGACUCGCUCCCCUUAAUACCCUACAGUUCUCCGUGUGGAUUUCGCGAGGCGCCGGCUUGGUGCUCUCCGUCGAUGGCGCUCUCAUUCUCCUCCCCAUGUGCAGGACGCUGCUGCGAUACGUCAGACCCAAGUUCAGAUGGCUUCCACUCGACGAGUCGCAGUGGUUCCACCGACAAGUUGCUUAUUCUAUGCUUUUCUUCAGUUUGGUGCAUACCAUCGCUCAUUAUGUCAACUUUUUCAACGUCGAGAAAACCCAGGUCCGCAAGGAAACCGCUGUCCAGAUUCAUUACACCCAGGCCGGCGGUAUCACGGGCCACAUCAUGCUCUUGUGCAUGCUUCUAAUGUACACCACCGCCCACGCCCGCAUCAGGCAGCAAGCCUUCGAGACCUUCUGGUACACCCAUCAUCUUUUCAUCCCAUUCAUGCUUGGCCUCUACACUCAUGCCACUGGCUGCUUCGUGCGUGACACUCUGAAGCCCAUCUCUCCACUUGCCGGUGACGAAUUCUGGAACCACUGUAUUGGCUACGAAGGCUGGAGAUGGGAGCUGUGGGGCGGUGGCAUCUACCUCAUCGAGCGACUGUAUCGCGAAGUGCGUGCUGCACGAGAGACCAAGAUUACAAAGGUCGUUAGACACCCAUACGACGCCAUGGAAAUCCAGUUCAGCAAGCCAAGCAUGAAAUAUAAAGCCGGACAGUGGCUGUUCAUUCAGGUUCCCGGCAUUUCGCGCGCCCAGUGGCAUCCUUUCACUAUCACAUCCUGCCCCUUUGACCCCUACAUCAGUAUCCACAUCCGCCAAGUUGGGGACUGGACCAAGGCUCUUGGAAACCGUCUAGGUUGCGGUCCCGAGCAAUCCAAGGAUAUCAACGGCCUUGACCCUCUUGGAAUGUACGAAAUUGCCGUGCAGAAUGGUCAGACCAUGCCCAAGAUCCGCAUUGACGGCCCCUACGGCGCCCCCGCCGAGGACGUCUUCGACAACGAAAUCGCCGUGCUCAUUGGCACGGGUAUCGGCGUGACGCCCUGGGCCGCCAUCCUCAAGAACAUCUGGCACCUCCGCGCGGGACCCAACCCGCCCACGCGCCUGCGCCGCGUCGAGUUCAUCUGGAUCUGCCGCGACACCAGCUCCUUCGAGUGGUUCCACGCGCUGCUGUCCUCGCUGGAAUCGCAGUCGGCCGCCGACGCCCGCGCCGGCCAGCAGUUCCUACGCAUCCACACCUACCUCACGCAGCGCUUCGACCAGGACACCGCCGCCAACAUCAUGCUGAACUCCGUCGGCCAGCAGGUCGAUCCGCUGACCGAGCUGCGCACCGGCACCAAGUUCGGUCGCCCGGACUUCCGCAGCUUCUUCACCGCCCUGCGUUCCGGCCUCGUCGACCAGACCUACAUGCCCGGCCUCGACGCCUCGCUGCGGACCGACGUCGGCGUGUACUUCUGCGGGCCCAAUGUCGCCGCCAAGGAGAUCAGAAAGGCGGCCAAGGAGUGCACGUCGCGAGAGGUGCGCUUCAGGUUCUGGAAAGAACACUUCUAA